Molecule: messenger RNA, 778 nt
Organism: Nicrophorus vespilloides
Lineage: Eukaryota; Metazoa; Arthropoda; Insecta; Coleoptera; Silphidae
Product: type-1 angiotensin II receptor-associated protein
Exons: 5
Coding region: 125-604 (159 amino acids)
Biological process (GO): angiotensin-activated signaling pathway
Cellular component (GO): plasma membrane
Source: RefSeq, a predicted model, not a curated record
AAAUGCAACCAAAGACACAAAUUAUCUUUGUUUUUGUUCUUUUGACGUAUUCUUUUAUAGAUUCACGAAAUAGGCGAUACGGAAACGUGUUAAAGUGUAAUUAGAUACAAAGAAUAUUGUAAAUAUGCCGGACGUGUCGAGAAUAAAAGAUCUUCCGUUGAAGGCUAUAUUUUGCAUUCACUUCAUAUUCACAAUUUUCAGCACCAUUGGAAGCUGGGCCCCAACCGCCUAUCUGUUCUACAACUUCCUCCUAUUAAUUCUCAUAUUGUGGAGUCUGCAGAACAAAGAAUCUGAGGAUCCUGUGCAACUGGCAUUUAGUAUAAAUGUAAUCUCCAUUAUACUAGAUGUGUUCGUGCUGGCUCUCUGGUUUCCUGAUUCUCAUAAUGGUGCAGCAAGAUUCUCAGCGGCCAUGGGAAUAUUGCUUUUGAUUGUGAGGCCAUUCACAACAGUCUACAUAAUGCAUAUGUUGAGAGAACGACUGGGCAAUCCAGGUUUGAUUGGCAACAUGUUUCCAGGUCACAAUGAAAGCUACGAAGACAUUGACAGAAGUGCAGCUGGAAAUACUAGAAGUGAAUACGAUUUUAACAAUGCUCAGCAGCUUUAAUUGGCUGAACGGGAUACCUUCUUACAUGAUAUUAAAUAAUUAAUUAAUUUUAUUUAAAAAACACAACCAGAUUUAAAGUGCAAUAAUAAUUAUCAGUUUAGUGAUAUCAUCACUAUUGUUUAAUGUGCAAUAACCAAAAAUGAGAAUAAUAAAGUUUUAAUUUUAUUGCUGAAA